UUUUUUUUCCCCUUUCUCUUACGCUCCCUUCGUCAGUCACUGCGACCUUCCUUUGUAGCUCUUUUCACUUUCAUUCGAAAUAAUCGAAUCCAUCCAUUAUUACACACAACAACAACAAAAUAAAAGAAGAAGAAGAAGCAGAAAUCGAAACUGCAUAAUGUCAGUGUACGAGUAUCCGAGGUUAUCUGUUCCCGAAAUCAUCACUGCCCUCAAGGAAGCUCAGAUCGCUAGCAUUACGGACGCCGAUUUCAAAAACCCUACUCUCGACUUUGUCUCUGAGCUUUACACUAAACUUCUUGUCUAUCUCGACGACAUGAAAGAAGAAGAGAAAGGGCAAGUCGAUUUUGAAGCAUUGCAGCAAUUGGAGAAUCCAGAUCAUCAUCUCUUCUCACUGCAAUAUUCGGAUCUCUAUUGCAGAGUGAAAGACAUGCUAGAUAGUGUUGCUUGUCCACUACAGAUGAAUUACAAGGAUCUGAUUCGCCCCGAACCAUCCCGUACCGAGUUUUUCAUCAGUUCACUUAUGAACUUUGCUCUUCACAAAGAUUCAAAGAUGAAUAAAAUAAAAGAAAUGGCUGAGGAGUUGACUCUCCUUGAUGAGCAGCGGAAGCAGUCGGAUGCAGAGAUUGCUCAGUUGAAUGCAGAGAUUGGAGAAUUUGAUGAAGCCGCUGAAAGGGAUUUACCCUUUGUCCAAGAGCUAGAAGCGAAGAUUGAAGAACUCAAUCAGACUAUAUUAGGACUGAAUAAUCAGCAGAUGUCACUGCGGGCUACCUUCCAACAGAUGAGAGAGAAGAGUACACAGAUGGAUAACGAGAUUUCCAAAGCAGAGUUUGACCUUGUGCAAACUGUCCAAGAAAAUGCAAACCUCCGCUCACAAAUUGUUCAAUCUCCAGACAAAUUGCAGGGAGCUUUAGAAGAGAAGAAGCUAGUACUUGGGGAAACAAAGAAAGCUGAGCAAUCAGCAAUGGAAACUUUCCAGGAAAAGGCUGCCAUUCUUGAGGUUUAUGAAAAGGCCUUCAAGAAAAUUUCAAAGUCAUCUUCGCAACUGCAGUUAAUUAACGAACAGGUAACUAAUGCGAAAGCUGUUGAGAAAGAAUUCAAAGCACUUAAAUCUAAGCUGAGCGAGGAUGGAGUAGCGUACAAAUCACUUGAGGCGAAAGUGGCUGAGCGGGAAAGAAUAGUGGAACAGUUGAACAAAUCAUUGAAACAACUAGAGAAGGAAAAAGCUGUCAUGUCUGAUGAUUGGACAAAUCAACUGAAUAACCUAAAAGUAGAGGUUGAAUCCAGAAGACGUGAACUUGAAGCCAGGCAAACUGAUGUGGAAUCAGUAGUAGCUGUGGUUGAUGACAAUAAUGCCAAGAUUAAGCAGGUGAGACAGUCAGGAGAAGCUAAAGUGAAACAGUUAGCCGCUAAAUAUGAAGAGAUCGUGAAGCAGUUUCGUGAAUACAAGGUGUCCUUUGAUGCGGUUCUACCAAGCCUUCAAAAAGAUCAAGGCAGUUCUGACUGAAGCUAAAUGAAGCAUAAUGAGAGAGGGAUUGAGAUAAAUUAAGAGAGAGAGGGAGCUUGUAAAUGACCACAUUUCCUCUUCAAAUGGCUAAAAGAGUCGAUUAGAUAUUAUUUGCUACAAAUACGAAAAGACAUUGCUAAUGUAAAUGUAUUAAACUUGGAAAAUGUUGUAACUUUUUUAUGUUGACGAGGGAGAACCGAACUCGUGACCUCAAAAACAAAAACAUAAAAGCACCACUAGCCUAUCGAACCUCUUGGUAAUUAAAAGUUCAAAGAUGUAACAAAACACAAAAAAAAAAUGUGGAUAAAAAUAUCCUUCGCGGUGCUUUUUGCAAUCUUCUUCUUUCAAUAUCUGUGGAUUUCUUCGGGUAUUGAUGAUGUUUCUGUAAAAACUCCCAGAAGAAGGAGAAGAAAUCGCACAAUUACGAAAUCGAUGUCGACGCAAUCUUUCAGUAUAAUAAUAAUAAGCAGGUAGAUAGUUUCGUACGAAA
Molecule: messenger RNA, 1994 nt
Organism: Camelina sativa (false flax)
Lineage: Eukaryota; Viridiplantae; Streptophyta; Magnoliopsida; Brassicales; Brassicaceae
Product: kinetochore protein NUF2 homolog
Cellular component (GO): Ndc80 complex; kinetochore
Source: RefSeq, a predicted model, not a curated record